GACUCACGCAUGCGUAUCAAACCCUCUGCCCCUGCCAGCGCUAAGUGACUGCUGAAAAACAAAGACAUUGAGCCGCGGCUGGGAAAUGUCAUCAGUCAUCUCUAAUGGAGGAAACAGACUUCUGACAGUCAGUGGGCUUAUUCUUUGAGGGGUGAAAUGAGAGAACUGGCCUCGAUGCUUUUUCCUGCAUGUGUGUAAUCAGGACUUCAGAUCUCGCAACAAUAAGUGAGUACGUCGGCUUUUGAGAAUCCACAGGUUCCAGAUCCUAUUCGCCUGUUUCUAGAAAGAUUUCCGCGGUGUUUCUGGAUGGGUCCGUACUCAGUGACAGCAGUUAUGCGCGAAGAAACCGUGGGAUCACUCAUGUAGUCGUCUCACAUCACGGACUUGUUUAUUUCCCCGAGUCGAGGAAAUGAUGAACUUAGUUCUUACUGUGUAAAUGAUAAUUGCGCAUUAAGUGCUAUAUGAACGCUUCGGUUAUUAGAUGAGCGCAUCAAAAUAACGAUUAAAAUCCAAGAGGAACCCUUUUUGAAUGUGUAAAUCAGAAACGCGUCUUUUCUAAGAGUUCUUGGCGUGGAUUUUCAGACACGAAGAGGAAAGUUACCUGUGCUCUUAUCGGCCGAGAAGAGGCGCUGUCCGUGGUCCUGAAGUCUUUUCAACAACUCCUCUGUCUCACACCAGACUUCGUGUGAAGACUACUUGAGAAAAAGACCAAGUUAAAGCGAUACUGUCCUCCAACAGCUCCACAAAGAGCUGAAUAUGGUAACGCAAUAUAAGCUUCAUCUGCAAUCUUUGGUACUUUUGAUUUCUCUUGUCCACCUGUGCAUGCCAGUAUGUGUCGAUGUCCAGUCAGACACAGAAGGAAUUGUGGGAAAAGCCAUGAAGUUGACCUGCAUCUCCUGCUUGAAGAGGGAGGAGGUCUCCGUAACGACAUUUGUAAAAUGGCUUUACACCCCAAGUCCAACAAAAGGCAAAAACAUUUCAUAUCUUAUAUACGAAUAUAACACUAACAAUUCCAAUGUGGAGAAUCCAUUUAAGGACCGUCUAAACUGGAACGGAAGCAAGGACUUACAAGAGGUCUCCAUUGAAAUCCGUAAUGUCACCUAUAAUGACAGUGGUUUGUAUACCUGUGAAAUUCGUCGUAAGUUUGGCUUUGAGCUAUACACUCCAAUCUUCGAAGUAAUCAAGACCAUCAACCUGACUGUGAAAGAGAAAGCCAGUGACGACACCACAGCAAUCUACUCUGAGAUCAUGAUGUAUGUGUUGCUGGUGUUCUUGACCUUGUGGCUGUUGGUAGAAAUGGUCUACUGCUACAGGAAGAUCUCCAAGUCUGAUGAGCAGGCGCAGGACACAGCGUAUUGACCAAUAACAAUGGGACAUCGGUUUCAUCAACCCUAUCUGUGUCACUAUGAAGAUAUCAUUACUCCCAGGCAGCGAUGGGAAUCCUGCCAACUGACCGCCCCUGUGUAUCCACUGUGUCUUGUGAGGAGCCAGUCAAAAAUGUCCAAGUGCUCAGUUUUUCUCCUGCCUUUCCUCUCCUCUGUUUUUUUUUAACCUUUGUGCAAGGCGUCUCUAAAAAUCAAGUGCUUUCACAGUUACAUCAGGUUAAAGAACACAAAUGUCAGUCUACUGCACUUUUUAACAGAGAAUUACCAGCCAUACUUCAUUUGGACAUAGCAGUGUGCGGACUAACUAAAGAAUUUCUUGGUAGUUAGUAGUGCCUCUGUGAUUUAUAUAACCUAUAAACAGAUAUGAUCCCAGAAAAUGUCCUAGUCUGUUAUGUACAUCUUGUAUACUGAAUAUAUAGUACUUUUUCAGUUCUCUUUUUUUUUUUAGUUUUCUUACAAUUUUAUACCAUGCUGAGAUUUUUGGGUCACAGUUUUAUUUGUAUUGGCCAAAAGUCUUUUUAAGGAAACUAAAAUGUGCAGCUUUUAUAUUGUAUGGGGCCCGCAUUUGUCUUUUUUUUUUUGCUGGAACAAAAUGAAGUGUAAUACAAAAAUGGAGUAUAAAUAUGCAGAAAAUACUGUUUCAAAUCACACACUUUUAGCUGGUCUGAACUGAUAAAUUUCCUGUACUCUCCUAUGUAAAAAUCUCAUACCCACAUUCAGCUCUGGUCUUGGAGUAUAUUCUGUAGGUCAAGUCUUGCUUCAUACAGUUAAUCUGAAAUUUAUACUCAAUGUUUUGACUGUUGCUGUUCUACAGUAGCAUUGCUAUUGAGACUAAAUGUGUGCCUCUUUCUAUAAUACAGCACUGUAGAACUUUAUAUACUUUGUGAUUCAUUCCUACCAUGCUUUUCUUGUCUGUUACACAUAUAAAAUGCCAUGUUUCAGUGAGCUGCUUUUAAAUAUCAAAUACAAUGCAUUCCACAA
This is a messenger RNA of Oreochromis niloticus (Nile tilapia), 2366 nucleotides long. RefSeq names its product sodium channel, voltage-gated, type III, beta (gene scn3b). The coding region runs from base 757 to 1359 and encodes 200 amino acids. Gene Ontology annotation, cellular component: voltage-gated sodium channel complex. The record is from RefSeq and is a predicted model, not a curated record. Lineage: Eukaryota; Metazoa; Chordata; Actinopteri; Cichliformes; Cichlidae. The transcript is spliced from 5 exons. Gene Ontology annotation, molecular function: transmembrane transporter binding; sodium channel inhibitor activity. Gene Ontology annotation, biological process: ventricular cardiac muscle cell action potential; regulation of sodium ion transmembrane transporter activity; regulation of heart rate by cardiac conduction.